ACAAAGGGGGCAAGUAUAUCUUUUAAUUCCUCCUCCUUCCUAUCUGUAUACUCAACCAACAAAAGAAACAAGAAGUUGUUUCUACCUUCCUCAUUCCACGCAAGAAACAACAAGAGGAAAUAUGAUUUUAUCUCCUCAAAUUUUCAAGAUACGAUUUGUUUAUCAGAUUUUCAGUUACGAAAUUCUAUCUUUUUUAUUCUAUCUUCUACACAGCUAGAUAUAAAUUCGCCAUUUUUUGGAAAUGAGAAACACACACAUAUAAGAGAGUUCGUGAGAGUGAAGAAAACAAUCGGGUUCGUCCAAGAUCGACAAGUUGACAGGAAUUGAAGAAGUAUUGCGUUUUCGGAGGCGAAAUGAGGGUAGCGACUGCAUCAAUUCGGUUCUACAGUCAUGAGUUUUCUCUCUUCUACUUUCAAUUAGUUGUUCUUGUGAUUGAACUUGAUUCUAUCCGAAUUUAUUCAUGAUUUCAGUUUCUUAUUUCUCUAUUGUUUGAGUCUAAUUGGUUAACGCUGAGUUGAUUGAAUUUAAUUAUUUAAUUUAGUAUUUAUACAAUUCAUACUAUUGUUGGUUGGUUAUGAAAUUUGAUAUCUUUACUUGUAAUUGGACGCAACUAGUUGUUUAGAUACUCAAAUUGUGCUAUAUGACUAUUAGGCGCAGCGUUUAAUAGUUGGAUAGGGAGGACGACUUGAGAUUAAUAAGAGCGAGCGGCUCAUCUUAAUAUUCUUAAGUGUAUGAAUUGUGCCAAUAAAACAAGUUUAUUAGGAUUGGAUUUGUCUUAGCAAGAUUCUAGGUUCUUAGUGAGUAAGACAAGAAUUGAUCCCGGCGAUAAUUCACCAAUCUAAGUGCUAAGUUAACUAUUAAAGUGGUCUCAAUUAUAAAGGUUAAGAAGCUAAAUUAUGACUAAACAUUCUAUGAUCGAAUCGGGAAUUAAUAGAGUUUGUGUGUCGUCACUUGUAAUUAUUAGUUUAGUAGUUGUUUUAAUUUUAAUUAGUCUAAGUAGUUGGUUACAAUCGAAACCCCCCUAAUCUUAUAUAUGUGAAUAGUGUAAAUAGUGUAAAUUCGUAUAUAAUAUAUAUUUUGUCACUUAGUUGAAUAUUUGAGUUUAGGAAUUAUAAUAAUCUUCUCGUGGGAUCGACCCUUUCUUACCCUUUAACUAGUUAUAAACAUUUUUGUAGGUUUAAGUUAGGUUUUUAAUUUUAUACGGUAAACGACACGUAUCAAAUUUUCUUUUAAAAAAUGUCUUCAACUACUAAACUAAUAUUACCUCCGUUUACUAAAGGUCUUCCUUGUUACUGUUCCUACAGAUACCAAAGAGGAUCCAUUUGUGUGGGGUAUGGGGUGGGUAAAUUAGGAGAGAGAAAGGGGUUAAGAUAAAUAAACAAAUAAAAGGGGUUAAAGUAGGAGAGAGAAAGAGAGUAAAAUUGUAUUAAUAAUGUAAUGCUGGACCAUAUGAUAGGGACAUGAGAGGGUAAAAAGGGGGAAAAAAUUUCCAAAUAAGGAAUAAAGUAAAAGAGGAAAGAUAUUUUGGAAACGCACUUAAAUGGAAAGAGGGAAGAUCUUUAGGAAACGAAUGGAGUAAUUUGUAAACUUAUGCCCAAUAUUUAAUUUGGGCUAUAGUCGAUUUGAAAAACCUAUAAUAUAUUAUAAAAGCUUAUUUAAAAUCUUUGUAAUUAAUAAUAAACCUUUUUAAUAAAUAAAAUUCUUUUAAAAAUUAUAACUAAUAACUUACUAAAAAAAAUACGGAGUCUUACAAAAUCAAUCAUAAAUCUCAAACACAAAGUCAUUAAUUCAAGGUUUAGAAAUCACAAAAAGUCUGAAAAUUUUCACAAAGAAAAUAAAAACUCUAAUCUCAUAAAUCUUCUAUAUUUUAUUAAUGAAAAACGAGUCAUAUAGGCUUAUAAAAGCUGAUUCCAACCUUUACUAGGUUUAGGGAUACUAAAUAAACUAGGAAAAGUAAAACAACUACUACUAUGCUUAGGACAACCCCUAAGUUGUACGACUCCUAUUAAGCUUGAAUCAUGUAAUAUCCACCGUUUUAAGAAUGUAGGCAAAACCGUGAUUCCUAAUACAACUCGAAUAAGAAAACAUAAAUCAAUAAAGAUAUGAAGAGUCCUAAUAGAACUCAACUAAGCAUGCUAUCACAUGCCAUUCUCAUUCCUAACAGAAUUAGGAAUUUCUUCCAAACAUCCACCUCAUCACGCACACAUUAGUAAGCCUGCUCAUGUCGGCACGGUAAGGUGGUUGGUGAGCCCGGUGGUGGUGUUUGUGACACCCCCAUGAGCUAUCAGAUUUGAGGUCGGCUAAAGCAGUUGUGGCCUUGUGGGUGUGGUCAGGUAGCGGACUCCUUUAGGUCCACUAGGGCAAGGGUACAUCUAUGACAUAGAAUCUGGGGGUGAUGUCAUUGGGUUCACAGGAUGGGGGUUGGUGGAUGAUGUUGGUGGGAGCGACGGUGGUGUUUGCUAUCGAUGAUGAUUCAGAGAAGGGGUAAUGAAAAUUCAACCAAAUAAUUGGCCAUAAGAAUUAACAUUUGGAUUGGCAGUGAAAUAGACUUGAAAAGGGACGAUUCAGAUUGGACACAAUUACGUGCAAAGGUCUUAGAGUUGGGAUUACGGAGGUCCUUCGGUUUCCUUGGAGAUUUCUUGUAUUUUUUUUUUCUUUUUUUAUCUAAAAAUUUCUAUCUUUUGGAGCAUUUUCUCUCACUAAAGAAUCGGUCUUUAACAGUUCUUAAAUGAACCGACAAAAGUCUAACUAUACUUAUAAAUAACAACUUUUACGAUUUAACACAAUCCUACCCAAACUUCUAAACACAAGAAUACAUAUACUACAAGUUAAAAUAAGUCCUUCACAUACACUUUGAACUUUGGAGUCUAAAGUGUAUAGUCUAAAACUCAAAAAGAAUAAAAAUCGCAAGGCUUCGGCCAACAUAAGCAACAACUCCAAAAAUUUUACCGUUACUAGUGCUGCGAUUCAAAUCACAAUCCAACCCAUUCCCUUUUUAAACCUUUCACUAUCUUUCAAAAUUCAAAACUCACUCAACUCCAUCUUAAUGACAUCAAAACCCAAGACAAAAAAAGAGAUACUUCCCAUAUGAAAUUAUGAAUCAGACAAAAACUUUGUUCCUCCAAAAACUUUUAUGGGUCCCACUUUUCUAAUCCUAAUCAAUUGUAAUUCACUGAUGUCCCUCACUUAAUAUAUAAGGUUGUUCUUUCCCCACAAAUCCAGCAAAUCCUACAUGAAGUUUUUGCAGUAAACAUUACUCUUUACCCAAAAAAGACCCAUCAAAUUGUAUCCUUCAAAAAUGGCUGGAUUGAAAAAACCAGCAAUUUUACGGCAAUCUUCUUAUAAUUCUCUAUAUUUAAAUCCACUAAUUGACCCAAAAAAUAAUGAUGAUUUUAGUGAAGUAAUACCAGAUAUUAAUGUUUAUGAUGCCACUUCUUUAGGCAGCCAUCUUUCUUUCAAAAGCAAAAUUCUAAUUUCAAAAGAAAAUAUUAGUCCCAUGAAGAAAAAGAGAAUUUCAAAAUUUGCAGCUGAUGAUAAGGAAAAUUUAGUACCUAACGAAAUUCAGAAGAAAAACCCAGAUGGAAAAACAUUGCAGAAUUCAAAAGAAAGGGCAUUGAAGCCUUCUUCUCUUCAAUUAUGCAUCCAAAUGAAUGAACCCGACUCGAGUUUCGGGUUUGGUUACAAGGUAUGGGACACAACUGAGGAGACAGAAAGCGCGAAAUCUGUUAAUAUGUGGGACUACUCUGACUCUGAGGCUGCUCCUGCUUCUUCUUGGUCUACCUUGCCUAAUAGGGCUUUGUUGUGUAGGCCAUUGCCAAUGGAUGUUGGAAGGUGCACUUGCAUUAUAACGAAGGAAGCAGCACCAAAAGGAUUUGGUGGCGGUUCGCUUUACUCUCUGUACACUAGUGAGGGUCAAGGCCGACAGAAUCGAAAAUUGGCUGUUGCUUACCAUAAACGACGUAGUGGACGUUCUGUAUUCAUCAUCGCCUAUAACACGAAGGGUGUAUUGUCUACAACAGACGACAGCUUCAUCGGUCUAGUAACCGCGAACCUCAUGGGUUCGAGAUACUAUGUCUGGAAUAAGGGCUGCUUUCCUAGGAGGCCAGUUGAAGAGUCAAGAUUGCUACAAGCAAUCGUUGAGUUUACUCCCACCAUAGCUACCUGGACCGGAAGGCACAGAAGUCUUAGAGCUUGGAUUUCAAAGCAGCAACCUCAGUCUAUGCAGUCUAAGAAUACAACCAAUCAGGUACAACAUAUGAAGAGUCUUCCCUUGGAGUGGGAAGGGAAGAAGGACCAAGACCAAGUUCAUCUACUUUUAUCAAGAGUUCCACAUUAUAAUAAGAAUUCAAAGCAAUAUGAACUGGAUUUCAGAGAAAAGGUUAGAGCAGGGCUUAAAUUUCAGAGUUCUGUCAAGAACUUCCAGCUAACUAUGGAGGGAAAUGGAGGACAAACUAUCCUGCAACUUGGGAGAGUAAGCAAGUCAAAGUUUGUACUGGAUUAUAGGCACCCAUUAACAGGAUACCAAGCAUUCUGCAUAUGUUUGGCUUCGAUCGAUCCAAAGCUUUGUUGUACAGUCUAAAAGGCCUCAUGAUGUUGUUUUCCGUGUUCAAGCUGCUGAAGUUGAACUCCUAAUUUUUCCUACAUUAUUUGGAGGUUAUAUGUAGAUUGAGCUCGUAAAAGAACGGGAUUCUCUCAGGUUCUCUGGAGGAACGGGAGUCUGGUUCUAGUAUGAACAGUGAGGAUUUGCUUAAGGGGAAGAUAUAGGAGUUCCUUAGGUGUUGUAAUCUAUGAUGGGAAUUGGAGGGAAAACACAUGAGAGCAUCCCAAGUCAUUCUGAAAGAAAGAAAUAUGGGAGAUGAAAUGUUUUCAUGGGAAAUUUUAUGCAGCUUUUGUGGCAGAAAAUUCACAUAUCGUGAAACUUGAAGUAUGAUGAUCUAUGUUCCUAUUUUGGCUCCCAAGUGCUUGUUUUUCUGCUCAUUUUCUUGCAAUCCCCUAUAAAGUACUAAUUCUAGA
Beta vulgaris subsp. vulgaris (sugar beet) is the source of this 5013-nucleotide messenger RNA. RefSeq names its product tubby-like protein 8. The record is from RefSeq and is a predicted model, not a curated record. Lineage: Eukaryota; Viridiplantae; Streptophyta; Magnoliopsida; Caryophyllales; Amaranthaceae. The transcript has 9 exons. The coding region runs from base 3299 to 4579 and encodes 426 amino acids.